AUGACGGACCCGCUCGACCUCGCCCUCGACCUGAUGCGGCGCAUGCCGCCCUCGUCGUCCGAGUCCAACCUGGACCUCCUCGUCGGCCUCCUACCCAACUACGGCGAGGAGCUCGUCUCGUCCGUCGACCACCCGCUCCGCGUCAAGGUCGACGACAGCCAAGAGGGCGCCGGACGCGAGUACCUCUGCUGCGACUACAACCGAGAUGCGGAUAGUUACCGCAGCUGGAUCUCCAACACCUUCCACCCGCCGCUCGACCUUGACCCGAGCCAGAGCAUCGAUGGCCAGCCUGGAAACUUGCCCAGCCCCGUCCUACGCCAGCUCGAGAUCAAGGCAAACGAGGUGUUUGAGACGUAUACCAAGCUCUACUACGACUCGGCGCUCUCGAGCGUAUACCUCUGGGACCUCGAGGCAGAGCCCAGCGUCUUUGCCGGGUCCAGCGUCGGCUCUCAGGCUCCCUCCACGUUUGCCGGCGUCAUCCUGAUCAAGAAGGCCAUCGGCGAUGCGGCGAGCGGCAACGGCACGUUUGGAUCCUGGGACUCGCUCCACGUCUUUGAGGCCACCGAGCAGCCGGGCGCCGCGCCAAAGGGCGGGCUGGCGGGCGCAACGGGCGCAGCCAAAAAGGCCAUCCCGAGCGCCAGCUACAAGCUCACCUCGACCGUCAUGCUCAGCCUGGGCCGCAGGGAGGACGAAAAGCCCGGCGCCGAGUCGCACCACCAGUCGGGGCAGCCUUCGUCGUCGUCGACGACCAAGCUGGGCACCAUGGAGAUUGCCGGCAGCCUGACCCGGCAGACCGAGGGAGACUACCCGCUGCCCGACUUUGUCUCGCACCUCGCCAACGUCGGCAAGCUGGUCGAGGACGUCGAGUCGAGGAUCCGAAGCCAACUGCAGGGAGUCUACUUUGGCAAGACGCGCGACGUCGUCUCGAACCUGCGCAGCACCCAGUCGCUCGAGCGCGAAAAGCACGCGCGCAACCUGCAAAAGGAGCUCAUGGGCCUGUGGAAGCGGGCGCCUGCCCAGCCGACGUCGGACGAGUAG
Molecule: messenger RNA, 1038 nt
Organism: Pseudozyma flocculosa PF-1
Lineage: Eukaryota; Fungi; Basidiomycota; Ustilaginomycetes; Ustilaginales; Ustilaginaceae
Exons: 5
Coding region: 1-1038 (345 amino acids)
Biological process (GO): barbed-end actin filament capping; actin cytoskeleton organization; cell morphogenesis
Cellular component (GO): cytoplasm; F-actin capping protein complex
Molecular function (GO): actin filament binding
Source: RefSeq, a predicted model, not a curated record